AGGAUGAUGUGCCUGGGAUUGUUGUUGCUUUGGUAAGUGGAUGAUUUGUGAAAGGUAGUGGAAUUUCUGCCGUCAUUUCGAUCUCUAGAUGGAACACGAAUAUCUUUCUCUGACAAUAUAGCAAUACUUUUUAAGUAACCAAGCUACAUGUGAUAUAAAAACGGUCAUCCAGAGAUGGGAACAAGUCGGCUGUGGCUGAUCGAUCGAGAUGGACGAGUGUUCAUAUUUGAUCUACGAGACAAGUCUUGGCGGCACGUCUCAACUCCUGGCCUUGGUUCAAGGAACUGUUUUAAGCGUGUUUCAGCAGUGGAGCAGUGUGCAUGGGCAAUCAGUGCCAGUCAACAACCUUAUUUGUUUGUUCACGCAACUGAACUUCCCAUCAGAGUGAAGGUAGAAACAUAUGAAAAUCAGCGAUGGGGAAUUAUUAAUAAAUGGUCGCAAAAAUCGAUGUUACCCACUGAUCGAUGGCCAUGGAGCAGUAAAGAUGGAAAGCAGUCUUUCCCGAAGGAUUCAUUUCAGUUGCCAUCAGUGGAAUGGAUAUGGGAAGGAGACUGGUACAUUGAUCGUGGUCUUGAUGGAGAUAAUGAGGGUUGGGAAUAUGCUCUUGAUUUCCCAAGAGCUUAUCAUCCUCAAGAGGGUAAAACAUCUUGUGUAAGAAGGCGAUUAUGGUCAAGAUACUACAGAUUUGAUGGCUAUGACCGCUGGAUUAAGGUUCCUGGUUUAAGUGAAGACCCAGGAAAGGAUCCCCUUCAAGACCUUGCCAUUGGUGGCACAGUUAUUCCUGGAAGAGAUCCCGGUUAUUUGGCCGUGUGGGCUGUUACAUUUCAGGGAAAGGUUAUUUACCGUUCUGGAGUGUCUGAGAAAUGUCCUGAAGGUAAAAAGUGGAUAGAGGUUCCCCCACCCCAAGUCAGCAUCACUCAGCUGUCUGUGAGCCCGUCAGGAGUGGUAUGGGGAGUAACAUGGCAAGGUGUGGCUGUGGUUCGCAUUGGAGUCACAUUCUAUGAACCAACUGGGACAGCUUGGAAAAAAAUUGCUCCCCCAGAUGCAUCACCAGAACUGGAACCAUGUCGUCUUUUACAAGUUUCUGCUGGAUUGAACAGUCUGUGGGCCUUAACCAAAGAUGGCCAGGUUUGGUUUAGGAAAGGCUUGUCAAGGGCAAGUGAUGAAGAAACUGCUGUAAUUGGGUCCAGAUGGGUGCAAAUGGUUGGAAAUUUUUCUCUUAUUACCAUUGGUUUAAAUGACCAGGUCUUUGCUCUGAGUUCUCUGGGUGACCACAUUUAUUUUCGCACUGAUGUGACGUCUGAUGAACUGGUAGGAAGGACAUGGAAGGUCGUGCACAUGAGCAGACCCCUGAUAUCAUGCAGCGAAGCCACCAGCCUGGAUACAGUCAGCUCUGAAGGCAUCAGCUCUGCUGAAAAUAAUGAAAGUGUCUUCACUGAGUCUGAUGACAGCUUCAGUCUCGCCAGUCCAUCUAACCUACCGUCCAACAUCGAGUUCUUGACUUGGCUGAGCAGUGGAGCUUGUGAAGUGGACUCUUCGAUAUUCACAGAGAUAAGCGGCAGUCUGGUUUCCUCAGCCAGCAGCAUGAAUCUCAUAAGUUUAAAUAGCAGGAAUGCCGCCUGGAGGAAGAGCAUAAUAAAACGACUGCGGGAAAGAGACGAAAAGGAAACAGGCCGCGACAACAAGUACGAGGAAGGUAUCUCACAGGGUGAAUGGUGUAAAAAGGCUCGUUUCCAGAUGUUGCUAGCAGCAGAUUCCAAUCUGUGGUACGAGUGUAUGGUGAGACUCGACCUAGGAUCCGAGGGACGGCCAGGAGCUUUGCAUUGCUACUACGAGAAAAACUCUCAGUAUGAAGAGAUGCGGAUUCCUUUGCGAGACAUUAAGUGCGUUUGUACCAUUCACAAAAUGUCGCGGAAUCACUGUUUCGCUGUUCACACGCCUCUAAGAUCUCAAGAACGAAACCCUCUGGUGAUCCAUACCGGUUCCGAAAAGGACCUCAUUGACUGGGUCACAACACUGUCCAGUGCUGCCUCACGGGUACAUAACUGCGAGGGAUCCGCUUCACCCAGGGCCAUCUGGACCAUAUCUCUCUGCGGUGACGUUUUCUUUUGCGAGCCGCCUCCACCAGAAACCGAGAUCCAACCAGCUCAAUUAUUUUGGCGGCAAGUUGGUGGUCAUAUGCGCAAAGUAGAAGCCGGUGUGAUGGGGGUAGUGUGGGCAAUUGGUUUUGAUGGAGUGCCGUAUUACUACUCUGGGGGAUAUGGCGGAGGUAUUUUUAGUGGUUUUGACAGCAGUGUAUCUGGAAUUCAUCAACAGGAGGAUUAUGACUGUCAUUAUAUUUAUGAGAAUCAGAGAUGGAACCCUUUGGAAGGAUACUCUGAUAGGCGCCUUCCAAGUGACCGGUGGAACUGGAGUGAUGAGAGCGGAGUGUAUGAACGGACAAGGGAGGGGUACGUGCUUCCAUCCAGUCAGUGGCAGUGGGCUGAUGAACAAUGGACAGUGGAGACAAAACCUAACAUUACAGAUAAAGAUGGCUGGCAGUAUGCUGUAGAUUUUCCAAGGACCUAUCGCCGAGAGCGUGGCUGGAAUGACUAUGUGAGGCGGAGACGAUGGAAAAGACGAUGUAAACUGACUACUACUGGGCCAUGGAUUCAAGUGACGCCUCAAGUCAGACUACGUGACGUAUCAAUUCAAUCUGAUUUACUGGAUGGCUCCAUAGCAUUAUGGACGGUUGGGACAAAAGGUGAUGUUUUGUAUCGACAUGGGGUAGCCGAGGAUUGUCCGCAGGGUUCUUCUUGGGAGCACAUUUUAACGGACCUGCCAAUUGUCAGUAUCUCCGUGGGAAGUAAGAGACGCGUGUGGGUUAUAGCAGAGAAUGGUACGGCUUACUUCAGGGCAGGCUUUGGAGAAAAUAAGAUCAUAGGUAGCAGAUGGUUCCACAUAAGUGAAAGGCCUCCCCAUUUGUAUCAAGUAUCCGCCGGAAAGACAUCAGUAUGGACUCGUGAGAAGGAUGGUACGUGUUGGUAUCGACAGAAUAUCACCGACACCUACCCAGAAGGCACUACAUGGAAGUCACAGAAGUUUCGCGUGACAGCACUUUCUGUCGGAGCAGACAACCAGGUCUGGAUGAUCAACCGCAACUCUAUUGAGCAUCGCUUUAGAGUGACACCAACUGACCCUCUUGGGAAGGGAUGGGAAGUUGUUUUAUCAGACUGCUGGCGGUGGAUCAGUGUUAGGGGUGCCAGUGGAACCUCUGACGAUGUAGACGAGGGAGACGAUGUUCUUGAGGGAGCCGAACUUCUUGGCACGCAACCCAACAGCUUGUUAACGAAGCUUGAUCUCAGUGAGGUUGAUAUUUACAGUAUGUACGGUCAAAAGGACGCCAUUUUAACGCCUGACAGCGAGGAUGACGAUGGAUAGUGAAAAGAAAAGAGGGAAGAAAGACGGAGAAACCUAAACCAAGAAGCCAUUUUUAGUUUCGUUAUGAAGGCCUGCAAGUUUUGCUUAGUGAGAAGUAUGUUGAUAGUGCCACCCUUGGGCUACGCUUGUAAUAGGGGUGGAAAAAGAAAACGGGACUAGCGUUUCGCAACAACAUAGUGGAUCAGGCCCUGGUUGUUCGAAGGUUGGAUAACGUUAUCCACUGAAUAAAACUCUAUCCGGUGGAUAACGCUAUACGAUUUGCUAUCACUUAUCCGCCAGAUAAGUAUUUAACCGUUGGAUAGCGUUAUUCGCCCUUUAUACAACUGGGCUCUGCUAUUAUUACGGGGUAUUUGAAUCACUACUUCCAUAACAUUGGGAAAGGGAAGAGGUGUCAUUGUUGUUUAGUAUAGUUGGUUAACUAGGAAAGAUCACCUUUUUCAGUGUGGCUUUGUCUUUUCUGUUAGAGGUGAACGUAAGAUGUGUAAGUAGUUUGGAUUCUGCUCUUUUUUUUAUGUAUGAGAUUGGAUCGAUAGGAGACUGUUACUAUCCAGUGGUUUCUCAAGGUUCGACGUUGGUACAUUUGUAUCUCAGGUUCAUUGGAAAGUCCUUUGCUUUACACGUCGGUAGAGGAAUUUUAUUUUAUAACUAACGCGCGCCUCAAGGAUUAAGCUGACAAAUGUUUCCGAAUUAUUUAGGCUAAUGUUAAAUUGAAGCCGGAGAUAAUCGGAUGCAAACUCUCAGUAGCGCUGUUUUAGUUCUUCAAGGAACAUUUUCGAUACUUAUUUAGAUUUUUGUUAUCAUUUGCGUUGUUGCCUAGUGAACUUUCGGUGUCAUGAGUAAAUCCGAGGGUACUUUCUUUGAGCGAAAUCCCAGAUAUGGAUAAUCAUGUUAAAAUUAAUUUAAAUACUAAUCACAAACAGGCUAUUGAUAAACCAAAUGAAAAUAUUUUCGGAGUAGGUAUUUUUAUAAAUUUAUAGAAUAUAAACAUACGUACAGGCAUGAUCCUCCUCAUAUGAGCUACAUCAGGCAAUCCCAAUAAAAAGCCUGAAAAAAGCCGUUAAAAUAUGAAUUUUUUCAGGCUUCUUUUUUGCAUUGUUGAUGUUUUGUUCACUUGCGAGGACCAUUCGUGCACUUAGAUUUCAUCCGUAGGUCAAAAUGAAAUUUACUGCAUUAAAGUUAUUUUGUAAGGAAUAUAUUCAGGUCCAAAAACACGCUUUCACUGAUUGCUCGUUAAAUAAAAAUAGUUCUAGCUAUGGCUUAAUUUGGCGGGAAAUAAUGCUCUUAACUUUGUCUCGGAUAAUUAUAUGUUACUCAAAGUGGACAGCUUCCUUGAACCUCGCUCUCGGGAAACUUCUCGUUUUGCAGGACAGAUCCAUACUCCGAAGACAACCAUUCAAACAAUUUUCACACCAAAACGGAGGCUCUUGUUCACUUUUGGGUCAACUUCUUUUUCCAAUCGGAGAUGUCGAGGAAAAUGCAUUUUUUAACCAUAAGAGUGUUAUUAAUUUUCUAUGAAACUGUUAUUCUAAUAA
Messenger RNA from Pocillopora verrucosa, 4952 nucleotides. Its product is annotated as tectonin beta-propeller repeat-containing protein 1-like. Gene Ontology annotation, cellular component: membrane. The record is from RefSeq and is a predicted model, not a curated record. Lineage: Eukaryota; Metazoa; Cnidaria; Anthozoa; Scleractinia; Pocilloporidae.